Messenger RNA from Danio rerio (zebrafish), 4729 nucleotides. The record is from RefSeq and is a predicted model, not a curated record. NCBI's taxonomy places the organism in Eukaryota, Metazoa, Chordata, Actinopteri, Cypriniformes, Danionidae.
CUGCUGUCAAUCCAGUGUGGGGCGGAGGACGCGAGCCUACCCGACACAGCACCGGAGACACCGGAGCAGAAGUUGAUCGGAGGAGCCUUUUAUCCUCUCCAGCUUGCUUUGGAUUGCUCUUACUUUACGCAGGCUUUCACACCGCUUGCAGAGUCCUCUGUGCGAUAAUGCCGGACACUAAAAAAUACAUCGAGAAUCUCUCUGGAGCGGGGAAGUGCAUCGGCGUCCUGACGAGCGGAGGAGAUGCUCAAGGUAUGAAUGCUGCUGUGAGGGCAGUGGUCAGAAUGGGAAUCUAUGUAGGAGCAAAGGUUUAUUUUAUCCAUGAGGGCUACCAGGGCAUGGUGGAUGGAGGCGAUAACAUCAAGGAGGCAUCAUGGGAAAGUGUUUCCAGUAUGUUACAAGUGGGUGGCACAGUGAUCGGCAGUGCCCGAUGUAAGGAUUUCCGCACACACGAGGGGCGUUUGUGUGCCGCCCUGAACCUGGUUCAACGUGGUAUCACCAACCUGUGUGUGAUUGGUGGAGACGGCAGUUUGACCGGUGCUAAUCUCUUCAGGGAGGAGUGGAGCGGACUGCUGGAUGAGCUUGUCCAAUCAGGUCAGAUCAGCGAGGAUGCUGCCCAAACUCAUUCUGCCCUGCAUAUCGUCGGGAUGGUGGGCUCUAUAGAUAAUGAUUUCUGUGGGACAGAUAUGACCAUUGGCACUGACUCAGCACUGCACAGGAUCAUAGAGGUGGUGGACGCUAUUAUGACCACAGCGCAGAGCCAUCAGAGGACCUUUGUGCUGGAGGUUAUGGGGAGACACUGUGGGUAUCUAGCAUUAGUCAGUGCUCUUGCGUGUGGUGCUGACUGGGUGCUGAUUCCAGAACGGCCUCCUAAAGACGGCUGGGAGGAACAGAUGUGUCAGAAACUAUCAGAGAAUCGUGCUGAUAAGAAACGGCUUAAUAUCAUCAUAGUAGCUGAAGGUGCGAUAGACCAAAACAACAAGCCCAUAACCACAGACCAUAUAAAGGACCUGGUCGUGAGCCGGUUGGGGUUUGACACUCGGGUCACCAUUCUGGGCCACGUCCAGAGAGGAGGAACCCCCUCUGCCUUUGACCGGAUUCUGGCCAGUCGCAUGGGAGUGGAGGCCGUUUUGGCUCUUCUCGAAGCGUCUCCUGGUACUCCAGCAUGUGUGGUGUCUCUGUGUGGAAAUCAGGCGGUCAGGGUCCCUCUGAUGGAGUGCGUUCAGAUGACUCAGGAGGUUCAAAAGGCCAUGGAUGAAAAGAGAUUCGAAGAAGCCGUGAAGCUGCGUGGCAGAAGUUUCGAAAACAACCUGAACACCUACAAACUCUUGUCUCACCGCAAAAUUGACACAGAGCUUCCACAUGAUGGCCAGUGUCGUAGUUCGUUUAAUGUGGCCGUGUUGAAUGUUGGCGCUCCUGCGGCUGGUAUGAAUGCUGCCGUGCGCUCAGCAGUUAGAGUCGGCAUCACUGAAGGACACACCAUGUUUGCUGUGAGCGACGGGUUUGAGGGCUUCUACAAAGGACAGAUAAAAGAAAUCAAGUGGGGGGAUGUUGGGGGCUGGACGGGGCAGGGCGGGUCCCUGCUAGGAACAAAACGAACCCUCCCAGCAAAACAUGUGGAUAAAAUUGCAGAGCAGAUGAGGAUUCACAACAUAAACGCUUUACUGGUUAUUGGGGGAUUUGAGGCGUUUGAGAGUUUGCUGCAGCUGGUGGACGCCCGCAGCAGGUAUGAGGAGUUCUGCGUGCCCCUGUGCAUGCUGCCCGCCACCAUCAGUAAUAAUGUGUCCGGCACUGACCUCAGCAUCGGCGCUGACACCUCACUCAAUGCCAUAGUGGAGACGUGUGACCGUAUAAAGCAGUCGGCCAGCGGGACGAAGCGUCGCGUGUUCAUUAUCGAGACCAUGGGGGGUUAUUGUGGAUAUCUGGCAACCGUAGGUGGUCUUGCAGCUGGAGCUGAUGCUGCGUACAUCUACGAGGAGCCGUUUGACAUCCGAGACCUGCAGUCUAACGUCGAGCAUUUAACAGAGAAGAUGAAGACCAGCAUCCAGAGAGGACUAGUGCUCAGGAAUGAGAACAGCAAUGAGAACUACACCACUGACUUCAUCUAUCAGCUGUACUCUGAAGAGGGUAAAGGAGUGUUUGACUGCAGGAAGAAUGUCCUGGGACACAUGCAGCAGGGUGGCGCUCCUUCACCAUUUGACAGGAACUUUGGCACGAAGAUCGCAGCUAAAGCCAUGCAAUGGAUCUCCAAGAAGCUCAAAGAGUUUUACAGAGACGAUGAAGGCCGUGUGUUUGCGAACACUGAAGACUCUGCAUGUUUGCUGGGGAUGCGGCGCAGGGCUCUGCUCUUCCAGCCUGUUGUUCAGCUCAAAGACGAGACAGAUUUUGUUCACAGAAUCCCGAAGGAGCAGUGGUGGCUCCGUCUGCGGCCGCUCAUGAAGAUUCUGGCCAAAUACAAAACCAGCUACGACGUGUCGGAUUCAGGCCAGCUGGAGCACAUCGUCCGGCUCCGAGCUAAAGACAGCUCCGCCAUUUAACACCUCAAGAUCAGAGGACUCGACCUGUAGAACACAUAAUCAUAUACGGUACAUGCGAAGCAGUUGAUGUUAGACAUUCAGCCACAAAAUAUAUUUAUGUGUUGUGAUUGACAGUCCAUCGAUUAGCUAAUCAUCCCUUUUAAAUGAGGCCAUGUGGUAUCUUUUGUGAAUAUGCAAGAUAUUCCUAUUUAUUUUUAUUCUACUAGAGCUUAUUUUCAGAGAUCUCUGAAUGAUUUUUGUGCUACUCACUGGCUUAAAGUAGCACAAUUCCACUGUCUUAUUUUAUUUUCAUUUUUUACAGUCACUAGAACACAUUUCUCAAUACUUACUGUGACUCACUUCAUAAAGCAUUUUGCACAGCGGUUUUACUGCACAGGGGUGUGCAAUAUUUAUAGUCUAUGAUAAAAAGAUAGCUAAAAACAGGGUAUUCAGACCUUUUCCAGUCUCAAAUUGAAGCACUUUUCCAGAAGUAAAUGACAUAUGAGGGCGCUUCCUCAUCAGAUGCUGUUUAUUUUAAACUUUAUAAACGUACAUCAGGCUAUUAUUAUAUAUUAAUUUAAUCACUAUUUAAAAUGUUGAAUAUAUGAAACAAUACAUAAUUAAAUAUAAUUUAAAUUAAAACAAAAACCAAGGUUUUUUUAUUCCGAUUUGUUCAAAAUGGCAUUUAUGAAAACAACACAAUUACAUUAUGAAAACAACAGAACUCAGUUCUAAAGCAGUUUCGAGCACUUUAUCCAAAAUCUGAGCACUUUUUAAACCUUACAAAAAAUAUAGCUAUUCAAAUUCAAUUGUUAAGUUUUUCCAGCACUUGUACAAACCCUGUUCCAAUUUUACAGUAUGUGAUUUUGUUAUUUGUAGGAUCAGAUGCGGUUUAGAAAUAAUGCAUAUGCAAGUGUUGUUUUUUCAAAUUCUGUUAAACUUUUAUGUUUUAAUAACCUUUUCAUUUGUUUCUCCAAGGAAAAUCGAAAAAGCAUUUGACAGGAAUACGGAUGCUUCCUUCUGAAGAAAUCUGUUUGAUCAAAUCAUGAUUCAGUGAUUCGAUUGAACCAUUUAAAGGGCACCUAUGAUGAAAAUCAUCUUUUGUAAGAUGUUGGGACAGAAUUGUGUGUAGGUAUAGUGUGUCCAGUCAUAUUGGAGUGAUAAAAGCACAAGUAAAAAUGUUAAAUUUUAACGUUAAAACAAGACCCAAAUCCCAGUGAGAUUGAGGCCCACCGCAACUUGACAUAGAAGUGCAGUUUUCCCCGCCCACCAAAUUGAUUGACAGACGGCAUGUUUCUAUAAUAAUGCAUACAUGUCCACAGAACAAAUUAUUUUUGCAAAUAAACUGAGAUUAAAAUAUCUGUUACAACUCUCGUGUUUUACAAGUUUAAAACGUUUCUAAAACAGCAUGUUUGUUAUAAAGACAGUAAAAAAGCUAUCUAAUUCUUAACCGCUAUAAUCUCCAAGGCCGCAUGGUGUCAGUAAACGCUAAUAUACUGUAUGUGUGUACUGCAAAUGGCACUUGUGUGAGACUCAUUAUUUCAGAAGGGCUUAAAUAAACUCCACCACUAAUACAUGACAUAAACUUGGUAUUUUUGACUAAUGAGCUGUAUUUCAGCUGCAUCCGAGUCUGUAAAUCAUGCUGUUUAUCUGACGUAACGCAUGAUGAGAAGCAGAGACAUGCACGUGGGCACGGUGGGCGGGAAGAAGCAGCUCAUUUGCAUUUAAAGCCACAGGCUACAAAAACAGCUACACUGAACACAAAGCGAGCUCCAAAUGAGCAGAUUCUGGAGGCUAUAAUAAUCUGCUGGGUGUUUUGAGCUGAAACUUUACAGACACAUUCAGGAGACACCAAAGGUAUAUCUUACAAGUAAAAGGGGUAAAAAAGGUGCCCUUUAAAUGAAUGAUUCAAUUAAACGUUUAUUAAGACAUGCACUUACUGCCACCUGCUGGUGAUUUAUGUAUCUAUGACAGGCCUGAAUGAUUCAACAGGCGACUCUUUUAAAAAAAUUGAAGGAUGUAUUGAGAAAUUGGUCCUAGCGAUUGUUAAAACUCAAGCUAAGGUAGCGUCUGAAUAGAAUAUUCAAGCUGCUAUUCCGUGUUGUAUGUUAAUGCAGGCACUUUGUACCAAAGCAGAUGUUGUGUUAAUAUGUGUGUGUUCAUCUUGAUGUGCAUGAGCUAACAAUGCUGCAUAAACUCCCUUUAGAAUGUAA